Messenger RNA from Prosopis cineraria, 4045 nucleotides. RefSeq lists its product as uncharacterized. NCBI's taxonomy places the organism in Eukaryota, Viridiplantae, Streptophyta, Magnoliopsida, Fabales, Fabaceae. The record is from RefSeq and is a predicted model, not a curated record. The coding region runs from base 101 to 766 and encodes 221 amino acids. The transcript has 3 exons.
CUGUGUUCCCUCUGUUUCGGGCAACGGCCACAGGCAUGGCAACAAGAUCUGUAUUCUUCACUCUCCAUAUCUUCCUUGUGACUUGUAAGGUUAAUCUUCAAUGGCCUUAUAUUCUCUGCACUAUCCGGCCUCUCGGCCUUGUCGGGGACCGGCGCCGGCGCCUCCGCCUCCGCGACGUUUGCGUCCGUUUUCCCUACAAAAACUUUUCACUUCAGCCCGAGCAGCUACUUCUGUAUCUCAGCAUCCAUUGCUGAAUUCUUCUUUCAUCGACAAUGUCCAUCCUUUUACUUUCUCUCCAUCUUUGGUUCCUACCAGAGCUAGAUCUCUUAAUGCAGUUAAAUCUGUUUUCCGAACCAAUUUCGAUGCCCCUCUGAUUUCUCCUGAAGAUCAAUGGGGCACCUGGACCGGUCUAUUCGCCGCCGUUGCUUUUGGCAUCUGGUUGGAAAGGACCAAGAUUGGUAGCACAUUGAGUGGUUCUCUGGUAAGCAUUUUAGUAGGGCUUGCAGCGAGUAAUUUGGGAAUUAUUGCCAGUGAAGCUUCGGCAUAUAAGAUUGUUAUUGGUUUUCUGCUCCCAAUAGCCGUUACGUUGUUGUUAUUUAGGGCUGACUUGCGCCGCGUGAUCAAGUCACCUGGGACACUUCUCUUAGCUUUCUUGCUGGGUUCAGAUUUCGUUGACCUUCUCACCCAUAAUAUUGGCAGUUGCAACAACAGUUGGAACGGCAAUAGCAUAUGUGCUGGUUCCAAUGCGAUCACUUGGUCAAGAUAGUUGGAAGAUAGCAGCUGCACUCAUGGGCAGACAUAUUGGGGGAGGUCAUUCUCAUUUCUUUACCUAGAUCUUAUUAAUAGUGGUUUCUAAUCUUCGACGCAGACAUGGUUUUCUGAAGUUUAACUGGUGAUGAAUAAUUUCCCUUGUUUAGCUGCCAACUAUGUUGCCAUAUCUGAGGCGCUUGAAAUUUCUCCUUCAGUUUUAACUGCUGGGUUAGCUGCAGAUAAUGUUAUCUGUGCAGUAUAUUUUUCAACAUUGUUUGCACUAGCCUCUAAAGUGCCUCCAGAGGCUUCAUCAUCAGGAAACGGUAACUUUUCUUCCUUCCUGGUUAUAAGGAACAAAUCUUUGUUUGAGCAUUCCAACACAGGCAAAGACUUGUAAGCAUAUCAGGCACACUAAACUUUCAAGCGAAACUGAUCUUUCACAUGCUUGAUUGGUUUUUGUUUUACUUAUCUCUCAUAGAUUGGGUCUAUGUUAGGAUUUCUACAAUAAUAUUAAUAUUAAUAUCAUAUAUAAUUUGGGAAAGGCAUGAUAUAUUCCCUGAUGGACCCAUAGCUUUUGGGUCUAAGUUGUUAAUGGACUAUCGCAGGAGGGUAGAAAUGAAAGAGAGUUCAAAGGCCUGGUCGAAGGGAAGGAAAAAGGUAUUAGGUACUGUGAGUGUCAUUUGGGCCAUGAGUGUGGUGAGUUGGAUGAGGGAUUGUGUUAGUGGGAUUGGAGAGCUUUAUUAAAGGGGUUUGGAGGAUCGUGAGGAGGCUGGCGGAAAGUGAGUAUUGUGAGGGAGGGUGCUUGGUCUCUCUAAUACUAGGUUGGGGGUGGAGGAAGUUCAUCUUUCUUCAUUUUCCUUUAUGCUUUGAGAGUGUAAUCUGUUCAUAGGCUUCAUUAGAGUUGCGUAUAUUUGUCACUUUCAGUAGCUUAUUGCUAAUAUGUGUCUGUUUUAUAGCUUGCAAGGGAGUUGUAAUAGACUUCUAUUACUAUUAUAUUGAGCCAAAUAUUUACAACAACAACAACAACAACAAGCCUUUAUCCCACUAGGUGGGGUCGGCUACAUGGAUUGCAAGACGCCAUUGUGCUCUAUCAUUUAUCAAGCUUUUAGAAAUAUUAUUAAUUAAGAGAUCACGUUCAAUAACUUCCAAGAGUGUUCUCUUAGGCCUUUCUCUACCUCUCUUAAUCGGACUCAAAGUUAUAUGUUCCACUCUUCUCACUGGUGCCUCCCUUAGUCUUCUUUGUACAUGCCCAAACCAUCUCAACCGAUUUUCUACCAUUUUUUCCUCAAUAGGUGCCACCCUCACUUUUCCGCGUAUGUGUUCAUUUCGAAUUUUAUUUUUACGUAUAUGUCCGCACAUCCAUCGUAACAUUCUCAUCUCUGCUACUCCAACUUUAUGCUCUUGCUGUCCCGUUAGAGCCCAGCAUUCACUACUAUUGAGCCAAAUAUUUAGUAGAAGAAUAUUUCAAUUUCAUUUGGGUCUGGUCUCCAUCAUUCUCUUAAAUUUUGGAUUCAUUGUCUUUCAAUGCUUAUGGUACUAGAUAUGGCCGUUUGAAUUGCAUGACAAGUAUAUCAGUGACAGUGACACCUAACUGGCGGAGUUUGGGAGAUGGUGCAACGAAUUCAGAAUCUAAGUCUGGGAACAAACUUCCGGUGCUGCAAAUGGCAACUGCCCUUCCUGUGGCCUUUGCCAUCUGCAAGACUGCUGCCUUUCUUAUUCGUUAUUUUGGAAUCCCAGGGGGUAGUCUGCCAGCUAUAACAGCUAUUGUUGUAAUACUCGCAAUUGCAUUUCCAAAGCCAUUUGCUUUUCUUGCACCGUCUGGUGAGGCUAUGGCUGUCAUUCUCAUGCAGGUGAGCUUGUAUCUAAUGGUACUGCUGAUUGCAUAGCGUGUCAUAGACCAGGUCUUUCAAUGUUACUUGAAAGAGGUCACAAGCUAAAUUUUUAUGCUCAACAAAAUAAAAUAAAAAAAUAUAAAUGUAAAUAAAAUCCAAUUAACUCAAACGCUAUAAUUUUUCUAAAAAUUACGAAAGGUGAGGUUUUUGGGUGCAGGUGGCUAUUAUUAUUCUUUGGUUUAAAUACAUUUUUGCUAUCUCUGGUUUUGAUUGGAGCCUUUAUUUUCUUCGACAUUUAGAAAUAUGUAAUUUGAUCUUUUAUCACAAGUUUAGUUUUGUUGGCAACAUAAAUGUCAUGUUUUAGUUAACUUGCUUGUGUAGUUGAAAUUUAGGCCUUGGGGAUUUGCUAGGUGAUAAGUAAUCUAGUAAUAUCAUACUUUAGUCACGUGGUCCGUGCGUCUGGACCAGUUUUUCUUAUGUUUGAGGGAAAUUUAGGGUGGUGUCAUUUGAUUCUUCGUCAUCUAGUUAGGCCAUAUAACUCAAACUACACCAUGAAUUAAAGCUUCACAUGUUUAUCCAUUAUUUCCUUUUUAUCCUAUUUAUUUCUUAAUGUUUAUAACAAACGAGGUACUGGGCCUAUAGAAUAGUAGUGAAAAGGGGCAAGGUUGCAACUUCAAGUUUUCUCAAUCUCCAGAAAAGAACUGAGAUGGAAUGGCUCAGUUGCAUUAUUGUUGAAUGUGGAAGGAGAGCAAAUCAAUUAAAUUAAGAAGGAUCAAGUUGAAUCUUCUCCAGUAUUUGGCGGACCAAAAAGGAUAUUUGAGCCUUUAUUCUAUUAUAAUGUGGAAGUAGAAUUUUCACCUUGUAUCUCUGUUCUCUUUUUUGGAUACGUAUAAAUGAUAGUAAGAGUAGGUUAUUCCAAUACUAAUAUCAAGACUUCCGGUUGCAAACAUUUCUUUCUGGUAACUAUGAGUAAUUGACACAAUGAAGGUUGGAUAAAAAAUAGGGAGAAUGACAAUAAAUCCUAAAAAUUGGAAUUUAUGACAGUAAGUCCCUGACAAAAUUUUGUAAAGAAUAAAUUGUAAAUAUUAAUUCAAAUAGUUACAAAUAUAAAUCCUAACUGCAAAGUGACGUUUGUAUUUAAAAUUUAAAUGUUUUUAUUUAUAAUUAGAACUUUUAAAUUUAUGACUAUCGAAAUGUUUAUAAUUGAUUUUUCAGAAAAUUUUAUUGGAUAUUUAACGUUCAUAAAUUCAAAGAUUCAGGACUUUAAUAUCAUUCUCUCUUAAAAAAAAAAUGCGUUUAUGGGCCUCAUUGUCAUAAAUUUUGCAUACUCAAAACUACCACUACUCUUCAGACACACAUGUUUUCCUCCCUCUUGUUCUCUGUGGAAUGUAUUGUAUUUCAUUAUUUAUGAAAUAUCUAACAGGAUCUUUACUUAAUUGACUGUAUGACUUUUGGCAUGCCUG